AUGAGCUUCAUCCUUCAGCUCGCCGGCGGCGCGCUCCAGAGCUCCCUCUCGCUCCGGCCGAGCAUCCGCAGCUUCUCCGUAAAGGUGGACGUGCCCGACAAGCGGCGCCAUAAGAAUGCCGCGAAGACCCUCGCGAAGGCUUUCGCCAAGAGCUACGGAGAGAAAGUCGGACGCGAGGUCGAUCCCGCGAAUCUGAGCCUCGAGUGCAACGGGACCAAACUCCCCAGCGAUGCGACCUGCGGCGAGCUCCUCGACUCGCGGCGCAUCAUGAUCUGCGUGCGCGAGCGCAAGGCGCCGGCGGCGCGCGCGGCCGCGCCGGCCAACAGCACGACGGCGGCCGCGGCCCCGAGCGCGGCCGCGCCGGCGAAGAAAUCGGCCGCCGCGCCGGCGCAGAAACCGGCGGCCGCGCCGGCGAAAGAGGCGGCCGCGCCGGCCGCGAGCGCGUCCGAGACCUGGGCGAAGAGCGCGGCCGCGAACUGGGCGCCGCCGGCGAGGAAAGCGGCCCCGCCGGCGCCGGCCGCGCCGCUCGACGACGACGCGAGGCGCUGCGAGGCGUGCGGCGCGGCGCCGGCGAAGCCGCUGCGGUGCUCCGCGUGCAACGCGGGCACGUUCUGCGGCCGGGCGUGCUUCCGGCGCGCGUGGCCCGCGCACCGGGAGCGGUGCGCCGCGAGCAAGCGGACGCCGUUCCGCCUGCCGCGCGACGACCCCAUGGUCCGCGGCUUCUCGCCCGCGGACCUGCUCGAGCUCGCGCGGGGCCCGUGCCCCGCGGACGAGCGCGCCGCAAUCAAGCGCGAGCUCCACCGCUGGCCCGACGCCGCCUUCUGGGCCGGCGUCUUCGACAUGGAUCCCGUCGACAUGCGCGCGCCGGCGCUCUACCAGCGCCUGCCCAUGUCGCGGGACCUCUUCGCGCGCAUCUCCGACGUCGCGUUCCGCGGCCUGCCGCCGGGCUUCGCGCCGACGCCGCGGCCGCCGGAGACGCGGACGCGGCCCCUCGCGCACCCCUACUUCCCGGACUUUAUCGACCGCGUGAGCGACCGCGCGGCGGAGGUCGUCCUCGACGCGCUGAAGAAGGGCCACAUCCCCGCGCGCGCGCGGAUUCUAGAGGUCGGCUGCGGCAACGGCCGCUUCCUCCGGGCGCUCGGCGCGCGCGACGGCGCCCACGGCCUCCGCGUCUCGGGCGUCGACAUCCUCGAGGCGGACCUCGGCCUCGCGCGGGCCCACGGCGGCGCGCCGCGGCUGCCCUGGUUCGCGCCCGCGGCGCCCGCGCGCGGCGGCUACGAGCGCGUCGUCAACGCGGACAUCACGGACGCGCGGGCGCUCGCGGCCGCGCUCGACGUCGCCGGCGCCGGGCGCUACGACGCGCUCGUGUCCUGCUCGACCAUGUUCUGGAUGGGCUUCCCCGGCGACGCGGACGACGAGCCGCUCGGCGCCGACGAGAAGGAGCUCGGCGCCGCGUGCCUCCGGGGCCUCGCGGCCGCGGUCCUGAAGCCGCGGGCCGUCGCGCUGGUCAUGACCGCGGGCUGGUACGACUGGGGCCACGCCUUCGACGAGGCCAUCCGCGGCGAGCUGCUCCGCGACUGGCUCGUGCUCCGGCGCGGCUGCAUGGUCUUCCACGCGCGGUCGUCGGGCGAGCUCGUCGACCUGCCCUUCUACUGCCACCUCAAGUCGUUCCGGCCCAUCCCGCCGGAGACGGAGCGCGUCAUCCUCGACGAGGUCGAGCUCGCCAUGGACUACAACGACGUCGCGCCGGAGCUCCGCGACGCGACGCGGCUCGUCUCCGUCGCGCCGACCUUCGAGAAGUACCUCGACCGCUGCGGCGCGGGGCCCUUCUGGCUCAUCCGCCACGACCCGCCGGCCGCGCAACAAGCCGUCGCCGAGAGCGACCUGUUCUAA
Aureococcus anophagefferens is the source of this 1893-nucleotide messenger RNA. RefSeq lists its product as hypothetical. NCBI's taxonomy places the organism in Eukaryota, Pelagophyceae, Pelagomonadales, Pelagomonadaceae. The transcript has 3 exons. Bases 1 to 1893 code for a protein of 630 amino acids. The record is from RefSeq and is a predicted model, not a curated record.